Talaromyces stipitatus ATCC 10500 is the source of this 1140-nucleotide messenger RNA. RefSeq names its product GPI anchored protein, putative. Gene Ontology annotation, molecular function: phosphatase activity. The record is from RefSeq and is a predicted model, not a curated record. Gene Ontology annotation, cellular component: cytoplasm. The coding region runs from base 1 to 1140 and encodes 379 amino acids. The transcript is spliced from 3 exons. Lineage: Eukaryota; Fungi; Ascomycota; Eurotiomycetes; Eurotiales; Trichocomaceae.
AUGAAGUUCUCUACUCUGGUCAGUGUGCUAGCUGCUACCACCGCAGCUAAUGCUGCAUAUAUCAACUACACCACUGUAACUGGAUACUUUUUUCAAGACGAGCCGUCGACCGAUCCUUCUACUUUCGUUUACUAUAAAGAAAACUUCGGCCUCAUCAAUCGCACUUACCCAGGCGAGAAGAACGGAGGCUGGAUCGGCCACGGACAGACGCAAUGGCAAAAGUUUUACCAUGAAGUGCUUCGAUUGAAUCGUGAAUCACCGGAGAAUGUGCAGUACAAGGUUUUCUUUUUCGGAAGACAUGGGGAGGGGUAUCAUAAUGCGGCUGAGUCGUUUUAUGGGACGCCUGCUUGGAAUUGCUACUGGGCCGAACUCAACGGCAACAGCACAAACACCUGGCACGACGCAGCCCUAACCGCCAACGGGGUUGCCCAAGCCCAAAUCGCGCACAACUUCUGGCAAGACCUAAUCAACAACCAAAAGAUUCAUACUCCAGACGCGUAUUACGUCUCGCCACUAACACGCUGUCUCCAAACGGCCAAUGUCACCUUCACAGGCCUCGACUUGCCGCACUCAGGCGCCGAGUUCAAGCCCACGGUUAAAGAAUUGCUUCGCGAGGGGAUCAGUAUUCAUACCUGCGACAACCGUCGGAAUAAGACGUAUAUCCACGACCUCUUCCCAGAAUGGCAAAUCGAAGAUGGAUUCGCAGAGACCGAUGAAUUAUGGAACGGCAUAAGCGAAGAAACCAGCGACGCCGAAGCAGUUCGCUCAAAGAAAGUUCUCGACGAAAUCUUCACCGAACUAACCUCCUUCGAGACAAGCGCCUGCGAACCUUCGCCCGAGAAUCUAUUCAUCUCCGUGACAAGUCAUUCAGGCCAAAUCGGGUCCUUGUUGAGUGUAUUGGGUCAUAGGAAGUUCAGUCUUAGUACCGGUGCUGUGAUCCCCGUGCUUGUUAGAGCGGAAUAUUCUGAGAAGCAGGUUGCGACGACUUGUUUGCCUUGGGCUGUUAGUCCACAUUGUACGGCCCCUCCCCAGGCGUCGGUUUCGGCGUGUGUUUGUGCUGGAGGAGCGACGCCGGUGACGACGCCGUUGGUUAGUGUUACGGCGAGACCGCCGACGGUUACCGGGCCGGUUUGUUAUUGA